Molecule: messenger RNA, 2200 nt
Organism: Clarias gariepinus (North African catfish)
Lineage: Eukaryota; Metazoa; Chordata; Actinopteri; Siluriformes; Clariidae
Gene: treh
Product: trehalase (brush-border membrane glycoprotein)
Exons: 15
Coding region: 74-1822 (582 amino acids)
Biological process (GO): trehalose catabolic process
Molecular function (GO): alpha,alpha-trehalase activity
Source: RefSeq, a predicted model, not a curated record
UACUCCUUGGAGCUGUACAGCAGACACAUUUAAAAGGUUUCUUCUCUAGUCGUAAAAUUCAAAGUUUAAGAGAAUGUUCUGGUUGUGCGGGGGGAUCACCUUUAUUCUUUUAUGUCAUGGAGCUGCUCUUCCUCCACCUUGCGAUAGUGAGAUCUACUGCACAGGGGAGCUGUUAAGACAGGUACAGAUGGCCAAAUUAUUUGAUGACAACAAGGUCUUUGUGGAUAUGAAAUUGAUUGCAAAACCUGAUACUGUUUUAGAUGCCUUCUCCAAACUAACAGAAAGGUUUCCGAAUGGGACUGUACCUCUUAUAGACAUACAAAAAUUUGUAAAUACAUAUUUUGUGAAUAGUGGGAAAGAGUUUGAGCCAUGGAGUCCCCCAGACUGGCAUGACAAGCCAAAACUGCUGGCCAAGAUAUCUGACCCAAAACUUCGUAUUUGGGCUGAGAAGUUGCAUGGUUUGUGGAAAUCACUUGGUCGAAAGGUUACAAAUGAUGUGAAAGAUAAUCCUCAAAUGUAUUCUAUGAUAUACUGCCCAUAUCCUGGCAUUGUACCAGGCGGGCGCUUCACUGAGUUUUACUACUGGGAUUCCUACUGGGUGAUAAAUGGUCUCAUAUUAUCUGAAAUGAUGGAAACAGCAAAAGGAAUGAUCCAAAACUUCCUACAUAUGGUGGAGAGGUAUGGUUUUGUACCAAAUGGAGGGAGAAUUUACUAUGAGCGACGCAGUCAACCACCCUUCCUACCUCUAAUGGUUGAGAGUUACUACCAGGCCACUAAGGAUGUAGAAUUUCUCAGGAAGGCUUUACCAUUGUUGGAAAAUGAAUACAGAUUUUGGAUGGAGAACCGCUCCAUUGAUGUGGAAGUGAAUAGUGUCAAGCAUGUCAUGAAUCGUUAUUAUGUACAAGUUGGCCAGCCCAGGCCAGAAUCUUAUACACAUGAUGCCGAGCUGGCGGAGGGCUUACCUGCUGAGGCUCAGGAGAAGCUGUGGACAGAACUGAAAGCAGCAGCUGAGUCUGGUUGGGAUUUUUCCUCACGCUGGUACAUUAACAACUUGGGCAAAAACAGUGGCUCAUUUAGGGACACUAGGACAAGCUACAUUGUGCCUGUUGACCUCAAUGCCCUUAUAUGUCGUAAUGAGCAUGUCCUGGCUAACUUCCACAGAAUUCUGGGUGAUGAGGAAAGGGCACUUGUAUAUGACAAUGCAGUCUCUGCCAGGCUGAAGGCUAUAGAGAGUGUUUUAUGGGAUUCAAAGAAGGGAGCAUGGUUUGAUUAUAACUUGUUGAAUAGGACCAGGAAUUAUGCUUUCUAUCCCACCAACCUCAGUCCUCUGUGGGCACGAUGUUUUUCUCAGCCUGAGAUGGGGGAUCAGGCUGUACAGUAUCUCAGAGGGAGUGGUGGCCUGAACUAUGCCAAUGGUGUUCCCACUUCUCUGAGUCAGAGUGGCCAGCAAUGGGACAUGCCUAAUGCCUGGCCUCCACUUCAGCACAUGCUCAUAGAAGGUCUGUCACAGCUUGAUUCAGUAGAUUCCAAAGAUCUUGCCUCUGAUUUGGCUCAAAAGUGGAUUCAGACAAAUUGGCUCGCUUAUGAUAAAUAUGAUGCCAUGUUUGAAAAGUAUGAUGUCAGUGGAGAUGGGAAACCCGGAGGAGGUGGUGAAUAUAAAGUUCAGCUGGGGUUUGGCUGGACCAAUGGUGUUGCUCUACAGCUGCUGGACCAGUAUGGGAAUAAACUGAGAUCUGGAGCAGUGGUUUUAGGUCCCGGGCUUCCGAUUGGACUAAUUUACUCACUUGUUAUUGCCAUAUUUUUCCAUGUUUCAUUUUGCUAGUAAUUUUUUUUAAGGCUUCUUGGAUAUUAGGAUAUUCUAUUGAAGUCAAUAUGCUUGAUUAUUCUGGAUUUCCUGAAUAGUCAUUGCAAAAGCUUAAAAAGAUUAUACCAUUAACCUAAAAACAGCUAUCAAUAGACAUUUAAUCAGACAAUUGGCAUUUGUAAUCAUAAUAAAUUAAACUUAUUGUAGAUUUUAUAGUUCAUUUGUAUAGACCAUUAUUGUGACUGGUCAAUGGUCACAUCCAAUAAAGGUAUUGCAGAAGAAGAUGCCAUUGUAUAUUUCUAGACAACAUUUAGUAAUUGUAGAGUUAUUUGACCAAAUAUUUCCAAAUGUUUUAAUAACAUUAUCAAUUAAAGCAUUCAACAAAGGAAGAAACUA